CCAUUCAACCAUUCAGGAUCACCAGGCACGUGUGUCUGUCAGGACACCGAAGUGGUAAUCGCUGACACGCAGGCAAUGCUCGCUAACGAAGGUGCUACACCGCCAUCGAAGGCCACUAAGCUUCCGCCGUCCGAAUCAUCCGAGCGGCCACACGCCAAAUCAGAUGAUGAGCAAACGGCCGAAGAACUGUCGAAGUUUUCAGCCGAAUUAUUCCGUGAGAUGAAGCAUGCUGACGAAUCCAAGCCACUAGACUAUGCUAGGCUUCGGAAACAUAAACACAAACGCCUACGCAAGCACUAG
Anisakis simplex (herring worm) is the source of this 300-nucleotide messenger RNA. NCBI's taxonomy places the organism in Eukaryota, Metazoa, Nematoda, Chromadorea, Rhabditida, Anisakidae. The record is from the annotation of a GenBank genome assembly.